Molecule: messenger RNA, 2214 nt
Organism: Cyprinus carpio (common carp)
Lineage: Eukaryota; Metazoa; Chordata; Actinopteri; Cypriniformes; Cyprinidae
Product: P2Y purinoceptor 14
Biological process (GO): G protein-coupled receptor signaling pathway
Cellular component (GO): membrane
Molecular function (GO): G protein-coupled purinergic nucleotide receptor activity
Source: RefSeq, a predicted model, not a curated record
GUUUCGUCAGGAGAAACAAAAGCAUAAAAAGUGCAAGGACUAUGCACAGAUUUAGAACAUUCAUGAAAAUGGCACUUUUAAUUUCUAAACAUCAGCAAAAAAAAGUCUAGCGGAAGUUACAACAUUGAGUCAUUGUCACAAUAUUUCCUGAUAUCAUCAAAGCUAAAGAAGUUCUUUUAUUUUACGUUUUAGAUAUGGACCACAUCAACACUACACAGACGGAACCAAAAAACAGCACAGACGUCAGCAGCGUGUUCACACUUCAGGUUCUGCCUGUGCUCUACACCAUCAUCUGCGCUUGUGCCUUCAUUCUCAACGGACUUGCCGCUUGGAUCUUCUUCAGGGUUCCCACCUCCUCAGCCUUAGUAGUUUACCUAAAAAACAUGGUGGUGGCAGACGUUCUGAUGUUGUUUACCUACCCGUGGCGUGUAGUGGGCGACCUCGGUUAUGGCGGCUUGCAGCUGAAGCUGAUAGUUUGCCGCUACACAGCUGUGCUUUUCUACCUCAGCAUGUACACAGGAAUAAUCUUCAUGAGCCUCAUCAGCUUGGAACGCUACUUCAAAAUCGUACGUAACACCUUUGGUAUGUCUUCCUUUCUGCAGCGUGUUUUGUUAGCAAAGGCUCUCGCGCUGCUAACUUGGGGUGUCAUGAUGUUCUUCAUGCUGCCGAAUGCCAUAUUAACCAACCAGCCAAUGCCUAAGGUUUUCUCCUGCAUGGCCCUGAAGGGCACCCUGGGUCGGCGCUGGCACGAAAUUUCAGCCCACUUCAACAUUGGAGUCUUCUGGGUGGCAUUCCUGUUGAUGGUGUUUUGCUACACCUCCAUCGCCUGUCAUGUUUACCGCUCGUACAAACGCGUGCAGCAGGACAGCAGCGUGGUGAGACGGCGGUCAAAUCGAAGCAUUUUUAGCUUGCUGGCUGUUUUUGUCUUCUGCUUUGUUCCGUACCAUGUUUGUCGCGUGCCCUACACGCUUAGCCAAAGCAACAAGGAUGACUUUAGCACCUACAACCACUUCAUUCUCUUCCAGGUCAAAGAAGCUACGCUCUUCCUGUCUGCUCUUAAUGUGUGUCUGGAUCCUGUCAUCUACUUUCUCAUGUGCAGGACAUUCAGAGAGUCGCUUUUGCAGAAGAUAUCAUCUGUAAAACGCGAAAACAGGCAUCCUUCAAUAGGCACUGGGUUCAGUAUCAGCAAUCUGUAAUGAUUGAGCAACAAAGUAAAGCGAGCAUUACCCAUUUGCAAGAUGGAAAAGAUAUUUAGAUAUGAAACCACAUACCAUGCUGCGGUUUCCUUGCAUGCAAAAAUGCAACAUGAAGAGAUGGAGCGAAGAAGAUCAGAACAAAGGUCACUACUUCCUUCUAUUGAAAAUAAAUGAAGACUAUUGUCGCAUCUGGUGAUUAUUCUUUAGAAAUGAAGUUUCCCAUUUGCAAUAUUCACAAUCGAUUCUCACUCUGUAACUGUGAUGAACCAGGUAAAACAGAAAUUUACUUUGAUGAUCUUCUCAUAGAAGGGAUUCAGAGGAACUGGAACAAAGAAGUCAAAAGACAAAAGAAGAAGGAGAAACGUCAAGGAAAACAAGACAGAACCUCAACUGAUGGAACAACAGGAGAUUGUUUUUAGAAUAAGAAGAACAAUUCAACUUAUGCGAAAACAUGAGAAUUUGAAUAAGAAAAUUAUGAGAAAGCUGAAAGAAAUGAUUGAGUUGGUAAACUUUAAUGUGGAGUUGCAAUCUCUCGCAAAUGAUAUCAGAGCUUUAAGACUGCAAACAGCUACCAUAAAACCUGUAAUGAGAUAUAUAUGCUGUUAGAGAAAAGCCUUAAAAGGUAGAAAUGAGAUAUACAUUCUGUUAGAGUUUGCUCAUCAGUUAAAACUGCCACGUAUGUAUGCUUUUUGCUAACUGUAUUAUGAGUGUACAAGAAAGUGCAUUUUGCAACAGCGUUGCAGAAUGGUCCUUCUUUCUUUAAAGCUUUGUGUGGUAAUUUGUUUUAUCUUAUCUUAAAAGAAAUGAUGCUAUGCAGUUUAGAAAUAGUUAUUUGCCAUAGCCUACACCUUAAGAUGUUCUAAUUGUUUAGAUUAAAACUACCCAGACAGCAAGCAGUUUCGGCCACAGAUUCACAGAUGUGGGCCAGAUCUGGGCCAACACUAUGUUGCUGUUUGGGUAGAGAUAGAUUAACUUGCUUUAAUGAAAAGGAUGCUGCAAUUACUUCAUCUGAACUUGU